This is a messenger RNA of Rana temporaria (common frog), 1677 nucleotides long. RefSeq names its product free fatty acid receptor 2-like. NCBI's taxonomy places the organism in Eukaryota, Metazoa, Chordata, Amphibia, Anura, Ranidae. The coding region runs from base 366 to 1388 and encodes 340 amino acids. Gene Ontology annotation, cellular component: plasma membrane. The transcript has 2 exons. The record is from RefSeq and is a predicted model, not a curated record. Gene Ontology annotation, biological process: cellular response to fatty acid; G protein-coupled receptor signaling pathway. Gene Ontology annotation, molecular function: G protein-coupled receptor activity.
CCUCUUCUGUUUGGUAGAAAUGUGACGUCACACGAUCUGUAAGUUUACUUAAGUCAUUGCAGGCAGGCAGCGGAUCAGUGGAGAGAAGAGUUGUGAGCGUGUUGCAGGGACACUCUGGCUGCUGUGGGUCCAGCAUGGGAUGACAUGCAGCGUCUCAGGAUGAUCUGCUGCUGUUCAUAUCACAGAGAUAAUCUGGUUCUGGUUCUGGACGGCUCAGAGAAGACAUUAGAAAUGUGAAAUCGGUGAUUGUUCCGGAUGUUAUUGAACUCUCCUGUACUUGGACUAUCCUGCAGACAGACUAUCCUUUACCCGGACAGUCCGACAUUCCCAGCAAUCCCAACUCAUCGCAUUCUCCACCAGAAAUUAUGAAUUUGACGGCUGCGAUGAGCGCAGAGUCCUCUGGAAGUUCAACCACGAGUCUUGUGCUUCGUGGACAACAUACUUACAUUGUCCUGGCAAUCUACAUUGUGACAUUUACGACCGGCCUGCCAUUUAACUUGCUGGCUUUCUACGCCUUUUUGGUCAAGGUUCGCAAGAAACCAUCCCCAGUAGACAUCCUUCUCCUCAACUUGACCAUCUCAGACCUUCUCCUGCUAAUGUUCCUUCCACUGAAGAUGCAGGAAGCAGCUUCCGGGAUGGAAUGGAAUAUGCCCAUAUUUCUUUGUCCUUUGACAGGAUUCUGCUAUUUCAGCAGCAUUUAUAUCAGCACUUUGUUCCUCACUGCUGUCAGCAUCGAGCGCUAUCUUGGGGUGGCCUACCCCAUUAAGUAUAAACUUCAUCGAAAGCCAGAGUACGCCGUAUUCGCUAGCAUUUGCUUCUGGUUUGUUGCCUGCGGUCAUUGCAGUAUUGUCUACAUCAUUCAGUACAGCGUAGCGGGCAAUGCCACAGUUUCCAAUGGAACGAAAUGCUAUGAGGACUUUUCGAAAGAACAGCUGAAGAUACUGCUGCCGGUGCGUCUGGAGUUAGGAGUUGCCCUCUUCUUUAUUCCAUUUAUAAUAACGCUUUACUGCUACAUCAACUUUGUGAGGAUACUGAUGUCUCUGCCCAACAUCCAAAAAAAGAGAAAACAGAGAGCCAUCGGCUUGGCCAUCGCCACCCUCGCCAACUUCUGCAUCUGCUUUGCUCCCUACAAUAUCUCCCACAUUGUUGGCUUUGUGGAAAACAGGAGCCCGGAUUGGAGGGUGGAUGCCUUGCUCCUGAGUACAUUCAAUGCCACCCUGGACCCAGUUGUGUUCUAUUUCACGUCUACGACAGUCCGGAAAACAUUUUUUGACUUUUUGGCAGUCAUCUUACAAAAAUUAGGAAAAAUGUGCCCCUGUAAGAAAUUCUAUCCCUCUUCAGAUGACCCUCCAUAUAGCGAAAGCAAUCUUGACAGGUCCUCUACCUAAGAUUUCUAAGGCUAUUCUCACCUCUCACAGGAGACAUGGACAAGGUGUUCAGCUCUGGAGCCCUACAAAGCGUGAAAAAUGAAUGCAGCUUGGGUUGCAGGGUGCAAGAUGGUCUUCUUUUUCUACAUGUCUAAAACCUGCUCUAAGUUAUGUCUUCUAAAAUGAGUAAUGGUGUUAGGAGUGCUACACGUAUCUAAGCUUGAGGGUUCUUGAGGAACAGUGACUGAGCAAUGGACUCAGGAUCUUUUGUUAAAGCUUGACCAGGGGCGGACUGACCAUUUGGGCCCUC